GACACCUCCAAUUCUGAGCAGAUGGAUAAGAAAGAAAGAAAAGAAAGAUUAUCUGAUUUCCAUUUAUAGCCAAUGAUUAAUUAAUCUAUAUUAACAAACGUCCAAACACUUUGCCAUUAUCUAUCCAUACUUGAGUAGUGUGUCUGUAUAUAAACUUUACUACAGAAUCCUAUGAUGCAAGAUUUGAAAAUGGAGAAGAAUGUAAACGUGUGCGUAACUGGUGGUGCAGGCUACUUGGCUUCUUUUCUUGUCAAGCAGCUUUUGGAGAGGGGCUACGUUGUUCAUGCCACACUCCGUAGUCUAGGUGAUGCCUCGAAGGUGGGCUUACUAACGGGGCUUCCUCAUGCAGACACGAGAUUGAAACUUUUCGAAGCUGAUAUAUACAAUCCUGAUGAAUUUGCACCUGCCGUCGACGGUUGUGAAAUCGUGGUUCAUAUGGCCACGCCUUUGCAACACUAUACGAACAGCUCUCAGUACAAGAACACAAGUGAGGCAGCGGUAGCUGGGGCAAAAAUAAUAAUGGAAAGCUGCACGAAAUCCAAUACCGUGAAGAAAGUUAUUUACACCGCCUCUGUAGUAGCAUCUUCGCCCUUAAAAGAAGAUGGCUCCGGAUAUAAAGAUUUCAUGGACGAAACUUGUUGGACCCCUCUCAAUCUCUCGUACGACCAAAUGCUCUCCGACUAUGUACAUUCGAAGACGUUGGCUGAGAAAGAAGUGUUGAGUUACGACGGGAAAAACGGGGUGGAAGUUGUGAGCCUGGCUUGUGGGCUUGUGGGAGGUGAUACUAUUCAGUCUUCGGUGUCGGAGAGCAUGGGUGCCCUUAUUUCGCAAGGUACAAACGAUGGAUCGAGGUACAAAAUUUUGAGGUUUUUGGAGGAAUUGUUGGGGAAAGUGCCUAUUGUACACACUCGAGAUGUGAUUGAAGCACACAUCUUCUCGAUGGAGAAUUCUAACGUACAUGGGAGGUUUCUAUGUGCUAGUGAUUUCUUGAAAUCGGCUGAGAUUGCAUCUUUGAUUCGGAAAAAUCGACCAAACAUAAGCAUCCAUCAAGAGUUCAUUGAAGAUACAGAGAGAGAAACUAGGUGGGGUUCAAGAAAGCUGGAGGAUUUGGGAUUUUGCUACAAAUUUGAUUCUCAAAAGAUAAUAGAUGAUUGUCUUCUCUGUGCUCAGAGAUUGGGUGACAUCAUCUUGUGAAUUUCUGUUAUAUAUAUAUAUAUAUAUAUAUAUAUAUAUAUCACUUAUUAUAUUUUAUGAUAUAAGUUAUAACAUUGUAGGUUGAAGAACUACUUUAGAGGCUAUUUAUUGGCUUUAAUUUAUAUAAAUUACAAGAAAAAUAAUACAAAAUGAUUUCACAAUAUUUUUUUUCUUAGAAAAAUAAUAAUUGAUGAAAGGUACAAAUAUGUAAAACCAGACAAUUACACUUGUAAUAAAGUUACUAUGACAAAAACAGAGCUGAUUACAUUACAGAGUACUAAAAAAAA
Messenger RNA from Erythranthe guttata (spotted monkey flower), 1481 nucleotides. Its product is annotated as NADPH HC-toxin reductase 1. NCBI's taxonomy places the organism in Eukaryota, Viridiplantae, Streptophyta, Magnoliopsida, Lamiales, Phrymaceae. Gene Ontology annotation, molecular function: oxidoreductase activity, acting on the CH-OH group of donors, NAD or NADP as acceptor. The record is from RefSeq and is a predicted model, not a curated record.